Messenger RNA from Populus euphratica (Euphrates poplar), 3307 nucleotides. RefSeq names its product multiple C2 and transmembrane domain-containing protein 1-like. The transcript has a single exon. The coding region runs from base 419 to 2809 and encodes 796 amino acids. The record is from RefSeq and is a predicted model, not a curated record. NCBI's taxonomy places the organism in Eukaryota, Viridiplantae, Streptophyta, Magnoliopsida, Malpighiales, Salicaceae.
AUCUGUCCUUUCAAGUGGGGUGGCAAUCACCUUGCAUUUAUGCUUAUAAGCGAAACACAAGCCUUCCCCAUUACACUUCACCCAGUACAACUUGUAGCCUUGCAGCUGUUAUUAAUAAUUCUUUCUCUUUACCUUUCCCUCCAAAAUCAAGAUUCUUUUGCUGCUCAAAGCAAACCAGAAAGGUAAUAGCUAAGCUGUUGGUGGAGUUGUAGAUACUCUGAAGUCAAGCCUCAGCAAGAUAAGGAUCCAUUUUACUGAAUGUACACGAGCACCAAAGAUAUUUCAACUUCUGUAAGUCUUACAGACUAAGUUUAUAGGAGACAGUCCUGUGCAUCAAUACGCCAACAGCAAGCUUUGCUUCUGUAAGGAAUUUCUUUGGAAAAAAACAUUGGGAAAGAGUGCCCUCGAUUUUGCAUCAAUGAAUCCAAUAGCUGCUCCUGACCACAAAGAUGACUUCAAAUUGAAGGACACAAAGCCUCAGCUUGGGGAACGUUGGCCUCAUGGAGGACCACGCGGUGGAGGUGGGUGGAUUAGCAGUGAAAGAGCAACAAGCACGUAUGAUCUUGUGGAGCAGAUGUUUUAUCUGUAUGUCCGAGUUGUGAAAGCCAAAGAUCUUCCCACAAACCCAGUAACUGGAAGCCUCGACCCCUACAUAGAAGUUAAAGUUGGGAAUUAUAGAGGAAAAACACAGCAUUUUGAGAAGAAAACCAACCCUGAAUGGAACCAGGUUUUCGCAUUCUCAAAGGAGAAAAUUCAGUCUUCAGUGGUUGAAGUAUUCCUCAGAGAUAGAGAGAUGGUGUUGAGAGAUGAUUACGUAGGAAAGGUGGUCUUUGACAUGCAUGAAGUGCCUACAAGGGUUCCACCAGACAGCCCUUUGGCACCUCAGUGGUAUAGAUUAGAGGGUCGCAGUGGAGAUAGAAAGGUGAGAGGAGAGGUGAUGCUUGCAGUUUGGAUGGGUACACAGGCUGAUGAAGCUUUUCCAGAGUCCUGGCACUCAGAUGCUACUUCGGUUCAUGGGGAGGGUGUUUUCAAUAUCCGAUCAAAGGUUUAUGUUUCGCCAAAACUGUGGUAUCUCAGAGUUAAUGUGAUUGAAGCUCAGGAUGUAGAAUCGCUUGACAGAAGUCAAUUACCACAGGUUUUCGUGAAAGCUCAAGUUGGAAACCAGAUACUCAAAACCAAGCUAUGUCCAACCAGAACAACAAACCCUAUGUGGAAUGAAGAUCUGAUCUUUGUCGCAGCAGAGCCAUUUGAAGAGCAGUUGAUACUUACUGUCGAAAAUAAAGCAAGCCCUGCGAAAGAUGAAGUCAUGGGGAGAGCAAAUUUGCCGCUCCAUAUCUUCGAGAGGCGGUUGGAUCACCGGCCAGUUCACUCCAAGUGGUUCAACCUUGAAAAAUUUGGGUUUGGUGCUCUAGAGGGAGACAAGAGGCACGAGCUCAAAUUUUCAACCAGGAUUCAUCUCAGGGUUUGCCUCGAGGGUGCUUACCAUGUGCUUGAUGAAUCAACAAUGUACAUAAGUGACCAACGACCAACAGCUAGGCAGCUCUGGAAGCAGCCCAUUGGAAUCCUUGAAGUCGGCAUCCUGAGUGCGCAAGGGCUUCUGCCAAUGAAAACAAAGGAUGGCAGAGGAACUACUGAUGCUUAUUGUGUAGCCAAGUAUGGGCUGAAGUGGGUACGGACCAGAACGAUCAUUGAAAACUUCAAUCCUAAGUGGAAUGAGCAGUAUACAUGGGAGGUGUAUGACCCUUGCACGGUGAUCACCUUGGGAGUUUUUGACAACUGCCACUUGGGAGGAACUGAAAACCAGGCAACUGGUGGUGGAGCACGAAAUGACAUGAGAAUUGGAAAGGUAAGAAUUCGACUAUCUACCUUGGAAACAGACAGAAUAUACACACACUCCUAUCCACUUCUAGUCCUACAACCAUCUGGGCUGAAAAAGAUGGGAGAACUCCAGUUAGCAGUUCGAUUCACUUGCCUAUCACUAGCAAAUAUGAUUUACCUCUAUGGGCAACCCUUGUUGCCAAAAAUGCAUUAUUUGCAUCCUUUUACUGUAAAUCAGCUAGACAGUUUGAGAUAUCAGGCCAUGAAUAUUGUAGCAGUAAGGCUUGGCAGAGCUGAGCCACCACUAAGGAAAGAGACAGUGGAGUAUAUGUUGGAUGUGGAUUCUCACAUGUGGAGCAUGAGAAGGAGCAAAGCUAACUUCUUCCGAAUUGUCUCGCUGUUUUCUGGGGUGAUCUCAAUGAGCAAGUGGCUUGGUGAAGUGUGUAAAUGGAAGAAUCCGGUGACAACAGUCCUAGUUCACGUUUUAUUUUUCAUAUUGAUAUGCUACCCAGAACUGAUUCUACCAACUAUUUUCCUAUAUAUGUUUUUGAUUGGAUUAUGGAAUUACCGGUUCCGCGCAAGGCACCCUCCUCACAUGGAUACCAAGCUUUCGUGGGCAGAAGCUGUUCAUCCAGAUGAACUGGAUGAAGAGUUUGACACAUUUCCCACAUCAAAGCAACAGGACGUAGUGCGAAUGAGGUACGACAGACUUAGAAGUGUUGCAGGAAGGAUCCAGACUGUGGUGGGAGACAUGGCAACACAAGGGGAACGUUUUCAAGCUCUGCUCAGCUGGAGAGACCCAAGAGCAACCAGCCUCUACAUAAUUUUCUGCCUUAUUGCAGCCGUCGUGCUCUACAUAACACCUUUUAAAAUAAUUACCUUGGGUACAGGCUUAUUCUGGCUGCGACAUCCAAGGUUUCGAAGCAAGCAACCAUCAGUUCCCAGCAAUUUCUUCAGGAGAUUGCCAUCACGAGCUGAUAGCAUGCUUUGAACAAAAAGAAAGGGCUCGUCUCAUGUUCUGUUUUCAAGUUUCAGUUAUGUUUGUUGACAACGUUUCCUAAUAGAAGUUUAUGGGAUUUUCUGGUAUCUCUCAUUUUUCUUCUUCCUGCUAGAAUCCUAACCUAUGUUUUGCUUCCAAGAAAAUUAUGUAAUAAAGCAGUUUCGGUUUGAAUUAAACAGGUGAUACAAACAUAAAAUUGAUUAGAUUUGCCAUUGCAUAGGGCAGACAUACCAUAACUAUGCUCUAGAUGCAGAAUGUUAUUUCAUAAAAGCAAUCCCAAGUUAAUUACUUGAUUCAACAAAUUCAAUAACAACUCUGAAUAAAACUCUAGAGGAACCUGAAAAAACAAUAAACAAGUAGACUGGGCCAUAAACGAUGCUGAUGGAAAACCAAACUACCAAAGACUGUUAACAUGCAAAAUCUUGGAUUCUUUGCCAUAACUAUCACAGAUCAUACAGCCAAUGGUAAUCAAAAUCUUGAAGAAAAAAA